Molecule: messenger RNA, 896 nt
Organism: Plutella xylostella (diamondback moth)
Lineage: Eukaryota; Metazoa; Arthropoda; Insecta; Lepidoptera; Plutellidae
Product: histone H3
Cellular component (GO): nucleosome
Molecular function (GO): structural constituent of chromatin; protein heterodimerization activity; DNA binding
Source: RefSeq, a predicted model, not a curated record
GUGGGCCUGAAUUUUUAGACAACGCUCCGGCUCCGUCGUGCGCACGCAGUUUGAUCAAGAGAAAGCAGCAACAGCAAGUUCAAGAUGACCGGCCGUGGAAAGGGAGGAAAGGGAUUGGGAAAAGGAGGAGCGAAGCGACACAGGAAGGUUCUUCGUGAUAACAUCCAGGGUAUCACAAAGCCGGCCAUCCGUCGUCUGGCACGCCGAGGCGGUGUCAAACGUAUCUCCGGUCUGAUCUACGAGGAGACUCGUGGUGUGCUGAAGGUGUUCCUAGAGAACGUGAUCCGUGACGCCGUCACGUACACCGAGCACGCCAAGAGGAAGACCGUCACCGCCAUGGACGUCGUCUACGCGCUGAAACGUCAGGGACGAAGAGGCCGAAAGGCACUGCAUUUGCGUUCUGGAGAUACAACAAUGGCCCGUACCAAGCAGACUGCCCGCAAGUCCACCGGAGGCAAAGCGCCCCGCAAGCAGCUCGCAACUAAGGCUGCUCGUAAGAGUGCGCCCGCCACCGGAGGUGUGAAGAAGCCCCAUCGUUACAGGCCCGGUACCGUCGCUCUUCGUGAGAUCCGUCGUUACCAGAAGAGCACUGAGCUUCUGAUCCGCAAGCUGCCGUUCCAGCGUCUCGUGCGUGAGAUCGCGCAAGACUUCAAGACUGACCUGCGUUUCCAGAGCUCCGCCGUUAUGGCCCUCCAGGAGGCCAGCGAGGCGUACCUCGUCGGUCUUUUCGAAGACACUAACCUGUGCGCCAUCCACGCGAAGCGUGUCACCAUCAUGCCGAAAGACAUCCAGCUCGCUCGCCGUAUCCGCGGUGAACGUGCUUAAGCGGUGGCUGCAUCGUGCAUUACGCGCACCUCGUUCGCUGUAACAAAACGGCCCUUUUCAGGGCCACAAAA